AUGAAGGCUAUAUCAUACUAUUUUUUAAGAGGUGAAACUACUGUGAGAAAUAUAGUGGAAACUACUAGUGAAUCGUUGUGGAGUGUAUUACAACCGUUAUACAUGCCAGUUCCUACUAAAGAAAGUUGGACUAAUGUGGCUGAAAGAUAUCAAGAACUGUGGAAUCUACCCAACUGUGUCGGCAGUAUUGACGGCAAGCAUAUAAGGAUUAAAGCACCGGCCAAUUCAGGAUCAGCAUUCUAUAAUUAUAAAGGAUUCUUCUCUAUAGUAUUAAUGGCAACGGCAGAUGCCGAUGGAAAAUUCAUAACAAUAGACGUUGGAGAAUACGGUCGCAAUAGUGACGGACGUGUUUUAAAAGAAUGUGCUUUUGGUCAACAAUUGCUGAAAAACAAACUCGAUUUGCCUGAACCAUCAACUUUACCAGGAGAAGAAAAUGAACCACCAUAUGCAUACUAUUUUGUUGGUGAUGAGGCUUUCCCUCUAAUGAAUAAUUUAUUGAGACCUUACCCAAGGAGACAAUUAACAAAUGCAAAACGUAUCUUUAACUACAGGUAA
Acyrthosiphon pisum (pea aphid) is the source of this 555-nucleotide messenger RNA. Its product is annotated as protein ANTAGONIST OF LIKE HETEROCHROMATIN PROTEIN 1-like. The coding region runs from base 1 to 555 and encodes 184 amino acids. Lineage: Eukaryota; Metazoa; Arthropoda; Insecta; Hemiptera; Aphididae. The transcript has a single exon. The record is from RefSeq and is a predicted model, not a curated record.